ACAAAAACAUAAUGUCCGAUCUUAUUUCGCAACUUCUUGAGAAUCAUUCUUUGCAGAGGAAUGCUACAAUAAUACCGCACAGAAUUAAUAGCCGGACCUCAACUCAAACCUCACCUCACCAUUCAAAGAAACUUCCCACGUAUCCAUCGUAUUUGAAGAAUACUGUGUAUGCUGCGCUAGUAAAAGAACAAUACGAGCACCAGAAAAUCAAACGCGAUAGGACAAAGACUUCUGGUAUAAUCUCUACAUUCCGAUUUAAGGAAUCCGAUGACAAUCCGCUCGAUGACAUGUGUCUAGCUCUACCGUCAUCAUGGAAUCAAUUAGAUAAAUCUUUUAAUAUUCAGAUACGCAAGAACUCGCUGGACCUUUUUUACACCGGACCAGGAGAGAAUGAUAGGGACGCUGCUAGUGUGCGCUCUAACUACGCAAUACCGCCUCAAUGUGGAGUAUAUUACUACGAGGCGAAGAUUCUUUCGAAGGGUGAAAAUGGGUUUAUUGGCAUUGGAUUCUCUAGCUCGGGGAAUGAUCUUGAUCGUUUACCAGGCUGGGAUGAAAAUUCAUGGGGAUAUCAUGGAGAUGAUGGGUUUUGUUUUUCUGGCUCUGGGAGUGGUGUAGCAUAUGGACCCUACUUUACAACUGGAGAUGUGAUUGGUUGCUGUAUGGACUUUUCGAAUAAUACAAUAUUCUACACCAAAAACGGUACGCUCCUGAAUACUGCCUUUAAAGAUGUUAAGCCAGCAUUCAAAUUAUAUCCAAAUAUCGGUCUACGAACACCUGGGGAACAUGUCUUGACAAACUUUGGUGAAGAACCGUUUGUGUUUGAUAUUGACAGAUAUGUUGCGGAUCAAAAACUAAAAAUCUGGAAAGAGGUUACAAGUGAGCCGCACAGAAUGCAGGCCCCUAAUAUUACUUCACCAAAAUACAAGAUAAUUGCAGAUCCUAAUUCAAAUGAGACGCAAGAUAAUCAAAAUGGCCAUAAGCAAAUCAUGGAGCAAUUGAUAAUCCCAUACCUUAUGCAUCAAGGAUAUACUCAGACUGCUAAGUCAGUUAUCAAAUCUACUGAAGAUGUCAUGAGAACAAGCUCAGCCUCCAUACAUGCUCUACCAUACGAUAUAAGCAAUGAUGGAGAAGUGACUUCUUUGUACAGCGAUGAAAUCAAGAAGAUGGAAGAACGUCAUGUAAUCAAGGCCGCUGUUUUAGAUGGAAAUAUCGACCUAGCUAUAAGAAUAAUUCAACAGUUGUUUCCCAAUAUGAUCAAAGAUGAAAGCCAAUCAUCAAUUGUAUUUGAGUUAAAGUGCCAAAAGUUUAUUGAGAUGAUGAAGUCGUACAGUGAGCAAAUAAAUAGAGCCAAUCAGACAGAGGAGCCUUUAUCACAUCUCCUGGUAUCUCACAAAAAUGAAGACAGCCAUAUGGACGAAAUUGAUUCCAAAGCAUCACUCCUAAAAGAUUAUGUGUGUGAAGAUAUGGAAAUAGACGAAGAUUUUGAGGAUAGAACACAUGUGCCUUCGAAAAGAGCCAAUAGUGGAAUUAUUAUUGACAAAGCUAUUGGUCAAGGUUCAGGUAUAGAAUCAGGAUCUCAAGCUAAAUCCUUGUCGAAAAUCCCAUGUCUUGAAGAUUUGAUACAGGAUAUAAUGCGUUAUGGAGAAAAACUUCAGGAUGAAUAUCGAUAUACUAUGACCUCUGAGCAAAGAGCAAAAUUGACUAAAAUAUUUGCAUUACUUGCAUACAACGACCCUAUUGAAAGCCCAUUGGCUUAUAUUAUGGAUAAAUCCAACAGAGAUGUACUCGCUUCCAAGCUAAACACCGCCUUGUGUGUUUGUCAGCAGCAGCGUGCAACUACUUCUCUUGAGUCUAUAUAUAAGCAGGCCAUCUUGACAAACAAAGAGCUUGUAUGGAGUGGAAAUGCCAAAUCCUCAUUGAUAAAUAUCAACCAGUAUCUAAAAUCAGAAUAUUGA
This is a messenger RNA of Phycomyces blakesleeanus NRRL 1555(-), 1955 nucleotides long. RefSeq lists its product as hypothetical. The record is from RefSeq and is a predicted model, not a curated record. Gene Ontology annotation, molecular function: protein binding. Gene Ontology annotation, cellular component: cytoplasm. Gene Ontology annotation, biological process: cell surface receptor signaling pathway; cytoskeleton organization. The coding region runs from base 12 to 1955 and encodes 647 amino acids. NCBI's taxonomy places the organism in Eukaryota, Fungi, Mucoromycota, Mucoromycetes, Mucorales, Phycomycetaceae. The transcript has 8 exons.